GGGAAACAGAUGACUCGUCUGGUGCGUUGCGGUUGAAAUCUGCCGACAGGAGCCUUCCGAGGAUUGAUUCAGACACCAGACACACCUCGUAAAACACACCAAGGAGCCUUAUCUGUCUUAAAACAAGAUGCAGUGAUGCGAUUUACCUCCGCUGACUGAGUCCACAUCCACCCAAAACAACCCGGCAUUCCUGUUCAUAUAAACUCCAAUGACCCGCCGCUGCUAACUCCGAGUCUACCUUUUUUUCUACAUCGACCAGUGGCGGGGCCAUCCCUGCCCGAGGGGCGUGGUCAAAGAUGGACAGCCGAUGCAGCAGUAGCGCUGAUUCGCGGCUGACCGGCAGGGUGGCUAUCAACACCACGCCCAUCUGUGCAAGGGUGGAGUCGUACGAGGCCGGAGAGAAGAAGUGCAUCUCGGACGUGAGGAGGACCUUCUGCCUCUUCGUCACGUUCGACCUCUUGUUCAUCACUUUGCUCUGGAUCAUUGAGCUCAAUGUGAACGGUGGCAUUCAGAAGCAGCUGGAUAAAGAAGUUCUGCACUAUGACUACCACGCAUCCUUCUUCGACAUUUUUCUCCUGGCUGUUUUCAGGUUUGCCUCUCUCAUCCUGGCCUAUGCCGUCUGCAAACUUCGUCACUGGUGGGCCAUUGCAAUCACCACUGCAGUCAGCUGUGCGUUCUUGAUUGCAAAAGUCAUUUUAUCAAAGCUGCUCUCUCAGGGUGCGUUCGGCUACCUGCUGCCCAUCAUCUCCUUCGUGCUGGCCUGGAUAGAAACGUGGCUGCUCGACUUCAAGGUUCUGCCUCAGGAAGCCGAAGAUGAAAACAGAUAUCAGUCCAUCAUGGACGCCACAGAGAGAGCUCCUCUCAUGUAUCCGGGUCCUUUAUCUGACGGACAGUUCUACUCUCCACCAGAGUCUGUGGCAGAUUCUGACGAGGAGCUGGAUGAUAAACAUGAUCCAGAAAAAGGGUUAAUUCAACAAGUAAUUUAACAGGAUUUCCACAUCAGACGGUGAGAUUCUUCUUCUGCUCCUGAUGUGAUACUGAGGGAAAAAAACUCUGCCUUACACAUUCUGCCAUUUUUAGUUUUUAAAAGUCUAAGAAGAAGUAUUUGUUUUAUGCAUACUCUCAUCCACAAAUGCACCUCCGUUUUUUUUUUGUUUUUGGUUUUGGCCUUUUAAAACAUAGAAUUGGAAAAGUGCUAUUUCAAAAUAAAAGCAUUUUCGCACUUAUUAAUUUAAAAAAAAAACAUUUAAAAGGAUUUCCUGACCUUUUAAAGAGAAUUCAUAUAAAAUGGAUAUUUCUUUACAAUAUUGCACCUUGUCUCUGAGACUUCACAGAAUCAAACUAAGACAUUUUAAAUGAAUUUUUCAUUUUUUACAACGGUCUAUUUCUCCUCUACGAUGUUACUGUCUUAUAUAUUUCCAAUGACAUGUUUACAUUUGAUUUGUUUCACCUGCUUGGGAAUGAAGUCACUGUUAGGGAAAAUAAGCUUGCUCUAUAGACUCUGCAUAAAGAAAUUGAAGGAUUUUUUUGGCCAGUAUUGAGUUUGUGAACUAUAAGGAGGAGGAAUAUGUACUGUGUAUAAAAAAAAAAAAAAAAUCAAAAGGAUGUUUGACUCGGGAUUAUUCAAACUAAUGGUGACUACUUCCAGGUCAUUAAAGUACACGCAUGGAAUCAAAGCAUCGAAACAAUAUUAAGUUUUGAUGAUUGUCUGCAUUUAACAAAGAGUGCAAAGUAUUAUAGUCUAUAAUGAGCCAUAAAAUCUGCAGCAUUUAAAAGAUAAAGAGUAUCUGGGGAAAUAACUGCACUGUAUGAACCUGCUUUUAAAAGCUGCUGCGAUGGAAACCGUACUGUACAUAUCAUCAUGCAUGCCUUGCAAGCCCAGUGGUUUUGUUAUGAAAAGCUUGUGUGUAAAAUAGAAUUAUUAAAAUGUGAAACCUUGA
Molecule: messenger RNA, 1940 nt
Organism: Scomber japonicus (chub mackerel)
Lineage: Eukaryota; Metazoa; Chordata; Actinopteri; Scombriformes; Scombridae
Gene: stard3nl
Product: STARD3 N-terminal like
Exons: 9
Coding region: 297-986 (229 amino acids)
Source: RefSeq, a predicted model, not a curated record